GAGGAGGAGGAGGAGGAUGUGUUCAGAUAUGUCAGGGAGAUAUUUUUCAGCUAAGGAUGAGCUGCCCGCUGGGCUUCCUGCGGAGUGAAGCUGGGCUCAGCUGGGGCUGCUGCCCUGCACCUCGCUGAGUCAUCUUAGCUCGGAAGCCCUAUUGCUCUGGGCCUGGGGACUCCCGCACGGUGCCGGCUCCGGGCUUAACGAGUCUGACAGGCAUUUGUUAAGUUACCAGCUUCCAGGGAAAAUGAGGCCACGGGGUUCAGCUUACCAGAACCAAAGACAGCCUGGUACUUUUCAGGGAAGAGCAAGGCUGCAAGGCAGCCUGGGAUGUGUGGGCUUUACUUAGCACAGUCUCAGGGGAGGCCUCGUCCCCAGGCAGUCUGUCGGGAGCACCAGGCCCUGCCUGCAGACAGGGAGCUGGACAGGCCUCCCCGAGCUGCCACCGUCUUCCUGUGAAGUGGGACGGGACAGGAGCGCAGAAGCCAGAGCACAGACAAAAGACCAUGCCAGAGCCCACUUUUCUGUCUGUGUUCAGUGCGGCUUUUGAUAGGUACAGAAUAAGGAAGUCAUUCUAAUAUGUAGAUGCUGAAAAAUACACAAAAUCCCCCAUCA
This is a messenger RNA of Chinchilla lanigera (long-tailed chinchilla), 609 nucleotides long. RefSeq names its product guanine nucleotide-binding protein-like 1. The record is from RefSeq and is a predicted model, not a curated record. Gene Ontology annotation, molecular function: GTPase activity. NCBI's taxonomy places the organism in Eukaryota, Metazoa, Chordata, Mammalia, Rodentia, Chinchillidae.